Quercus lobata is the source of this 1023-nucleotide messenger RNA. Its product is annotated as protein FAR1-RELATED SEQUENCE 9-like. The coding region runs from base 1 to 1023 and encodes 340 amino acids. The transcript has 5 exons. Gene Ontology annotation, molecular function: zinc ion binding. The record is from RefSeq and is a predicted model, not a curated record. NCBI's taxonomy places the organism in Eukaryota, Viridiplantae, Streptophyta, Magnoliopsida, Fagales, Fagaceae. Gene Ontology annotation, biological process: regulation of DNA-templated transcription.
AUGCGUUCUUCAGAGUUUAAUGAAGAUUUUCGAUGCAAGCAAGGCGCCCCGCAAAGAGCAGUUAAGAAGAGUGGUAUUUUGGGUCAUGCAGCUCAAGUUUACACAUGUAAGAUAUUUAGAUUAUUUGAAUAUGAAUUCCUUAAUAGUCUUGCAAUAGAGUGGAAGCAAGUUGAUUGUCAAGAUACAAUUGAUGUCUUUGAGGUGAAAGAAGAAGAUAGUGAAAGAGUACACAUUGUCCAUUUUGAUCAUUUCAAUAGCAACAUUUCUUGUUCUUGCAAGAAAUUUGAGUCAUUGGGAAUUCUUUGUUGUCAUGCGUUGCGGGUCUUCAAUUUAAAAAAUUUGACUAAAAUUCCAAGCCAAUACAUUUUGAAAUGUUGGACAAAGGAGGCUAAGCAAGGGAUGAUGGCUUAUGAACAAGACAAUCAUUCAAGUGGCAAUGCUAAAGAGGCCGAGAUAGUGUGGCGUAAUAGCAUGUUACGUAUAGCUAAUACAAUUAUAUCCAAAAGCCAAGAGGAUGAUAGCCUUAAAAGCAUUUGUCAAAAGAUACUAUUGGGACUUGAUGAAAAAAUCGAAAGAGAGUCAUCAAAGUUGGGUUCAAAUGCAAAUUUGGAAGAAAAUGAAGUUGUAGAGCAUAAUAUAGUUGAUGAAAUGCUUGGUUUAUCAAAUCAUGUGAAAAGCAAAAAACAAGUUUCUAAAGAAAAUCCAAAUGUGUCAUUCGAUGGCUCAUACAAUCCAGCUAUAUACCAACCACCAAAUCCCUACUCUCAUUUAGGAUUUACAAGUGAUAAUGCACAUGAUCAAUCUUACAUGUCAUGGACAAAUCAUUCUCAGGAAAUGAGUUGUGUAAAUGUUCCAUUUACAACUAUGUUGCAAGGUACCAAUGUUAUAACACAACUUAGUCAGAAUCCAACGACUUAUAUUCCCUCACAAAUAAACUCGUUGAUGUAUAGCUCCAAGCAAUCAAAUUCCACACAUAUACAAGAGGUGGGAAUACCGAAGAUGUCAUGCAGCCAAGAAUCCUAG